Closterium sp. Naga37s-1 is the source of this 1689-nucleotide messenger RNA. The record is from the annotation of a GenBank genome assembly. Lineage: Eukaryota; Viridiplantae; Streptophyta; Zygnematophyceae; Desmidiales; Closteriaceae.
AUGGGGACUCCUAUUCGCAAGACCCGCGUGGCUGCUCUGCUCGCCAUCGUCGCCGUCAUCGCCGGUACGUUUUUUAGGCGCCUCGAAAGAAGAGUUGCGCAGCUGUUGGCGCAGCACCGGCGUGAUGGGGCCUCCGAGACGAGACGCAAGGCCCUCACGGCUGCCCUGCUCGCCGUCGUCGCCGUCAUCGCCGUCGCAGCAGCUGCCCCAACGGCGAGCUUGGGAGCCUUUCGAGUCCACUCAGUGGUCACACGCCCCUUCUCCAUGCGUGCGCCUCCCACCCCACGUGUCCCCAUUCCCACAGUCGCAGCAGCUGCUCCAACGGCGAGCGCGGCGAGCGUUGGCACGCGGAUGAAGGUCAGCGGCCUCUCUUUCUCCUUCAACUCGCGCCGCUGUGUGCCCAUUCGGCCCAACCUGGGUGGCGGGAAGAGGAAGGUGCAGGUGUCGUGGCAGCAGGAUGGCACGGCUGCUUGCGAGAAGGUUCUGUUCUUCCACGGUCCCGGCUGCAACGGAAAGGCAUUCGGCUCUCUCGUGCGCGGCCAGCAGAGAUCCAAGCCUCUUGGCAACGCUUUCAUCUCAGCCCGCUGCAUCACUGGUGGUGUCCUCACCACAACACCUGCCAGCACCACCACAGCACCCACCAGCGACACCAGUGCACCUGCCGGCGACAACACCACACCUGCUGGCGACAACACCACACCUGCUGGCGACAACACCACACCUGCUGGCGACAACACAACACCUGCUGGCGACAACACCACACCUGCUGGCGACAACACCACACCUGCUGGCGACAAGACCACACCUGCUGGCGAUAACACCACACCUGCUGGCGACAACACCACACCUGCUGGCGACAACACAACACCAGCUGGCGACAACACCACACCUGCUGGCGACAACACCACACCUGCUGGCGAUAACACCACACCUGCUGGCGAUAACACCACACCUGCUGGCGACAACACCACACCUGCUGGCGACAACACCACACCUGCUGGCGACAACACCACACCUGCUGGCGACAACACAACACCUGCUGGCGACACUACAACACCUGCCAGCACCACCACAGCUCCUGCCAGCACCACCACAGCUCCUGCCAGCAUCACCACAGCUCCUGCCAGCAACACCACAGCUCCUUCUGAGUAUCCCGACGAAGAGAGUUCAACCACGGGCGUGUGUGGCUACGACAGAGUCAACGCGUGCUUGGGAGGCACGUGCAUCGACCGCGGCACCGAACGCUGGACCUGUGUCUGCCUGCCCAACCACCGCUUGAGUGCCUACGACUGCGGUGGCUCUCGUUGCUACUACUGCAAUGAGAAUAGGGAGGCCAUUUCGUCCAUCACAGUCGCAGGCAGCGACUGGAGGUGCAAGGACGUGUACACCAUGUAUGGGCUCACGCUGCAGCAGUUCACUAAUAUGAAUGAGGGAAUUGACUGCUCCGCUCUCCUUCCUAAGGGUCGUGAGCUCGCUGUGCGUGAGCUUCUGCAACCUUGCACUGCGUUCUACUACAUCCAGCCUGCCGACACAUGCUCGUCCGUGGCUCAGUUUCUCAACAUCACCGCAAAGAGCCUGCAGCUGAUCAACCCCGAUGUUAGGUGCCCCACUCGCCUCACUGCGUUCCGUGCUCUGUGUGUGGAGCGCGACCCAUCCAAGGCCAGGCCGAGAUGUGCCAAGGAGAUAUAG